Notothenia coriiceps (black rockcod) is the source of this 997-nucleotide messenger RNA. Its product is annotated as nicotinamide phosphoribosyltransferase-like. Gene Ontology annotation, biological process: NAD+ biosynthetic process. NCBI's taxonomy places the organism in Eukaryota, Metazoa, Chordata, Actinopteri, Perciformes, Nototheniidae. The record is from RefSeq and is a predicted model, not a curated record. The annotation marks the transcript as partial. The transcript is spliced from 5 exons. Gene Ontology annotation, molecular function: nicotinamide phosphoribosyltransferase activity.
UUGGAACCUUUCACCAGCACUUUGUUUAAAACAUCUCCAAAUAGGGGCUUAGAUAGUUAAUGUGUUAGGUAGACACGUUUGGACCUGACAGCUGAUCCGUUUAGCAGCACUGUCACUGUAUCCUCCAUUUCUUUCUUUGCAACAACUGGCAUCUGUCAUCUUUUAUAUUUCCCACUCACUAUCUGUUCUCUCCAAAACCCAUAACCCCCUAAUCCCCCUCUGUCAACUAUAGACCAUGCUGGUCCAGAUGUGGUAUCCCAUCACAGUAGCCACCAUCUCCAGGGAGUUUAAGAAGAUCCUGGCCAAGCACCUGAAGGCCACCUCUGGGAGCCUGGAGGGUCUGGACCUGAAACUGCAUGACUUUGGCUACAGAGGAGUCUCCUCACAGGAGUCUGCAGCGUUGGGUGGAGCGGCCCACCUGGUUAAUUUCUGCAGUACAGACACCGUGGCUGGGCUGCUGAUGGCUCAGCGCUACUACAGCUGCCCGAUGGCCGGCUUCUCCAUUCCAGCAGCAGAGCACAGUACCAUCAUCUCCUGGGGGAGGAGCAGAGAGAAGGAGGCGUUUGAGCGAGUCCUGGACCAGUUCUCCUCAGGGCCGGUGUCUGUAGUCAGUGACAGCUACGACAUCUUUCACGCCUGUAAACACAUCUGGGGGGACGAGCUGAAGGAGCGCGUGAUGGAGCGCAGCCAGGACUCCUGCCUGGUCAUCAGGCCGGACUCUGGAGACCCCGCAGAGACCCUCAUCGAGGUCAUCAAGAUUCUUGAGGAGCGUUUUGGCUGUUCUCUGAACUCUGUGGGAUUCAAGGUUCUGCCUUCCUACCUGCGGAUCAUUCAGGGAGACGGUAUCGACCUCGUCUCAGUGGAAGAGAUUCUCACGAAGCUGAGUGAUGAAGGCUGGAGUGCUGAGAACGUCUUCUUUGGUUGUGGCAGUUCCCUGCUCCAGAAACUCAACAGAGACACACUCAGCUGUGCCUUCAAGUGCAGCUAUGUGGAGACU